ACGAGGCCACGAGCUGCAGCAUGGCUAGUGUCAACAUUAUUAUCCUUGCUGUGUCCGCCUUGCUCUUCUCCUCGGUGCUCGCACUCUACCUUCCCACCGCCGCCUGCGCUCGCCACGACGCCGUGCUCAACCCCAAAGAUGGCCUGAACUCUGCAGGAGGACUGCAUCACGUGGUGGUUAGUGGCGCGGGGAAGGCUGGCCCCGUAACUGGCGCCGGCGGCGGGUCAGGGCCUACAACGGCGGAGAUGCGCGCGGACGAUGCGGACGCUGAGAUGCAAGGCCUGCUCGAGACGGAUUACGCCUGGAGGUGGGGGAAGCGACCGCGCACCCCGCCAUCGAGGUCGAAAUGAAAUGAAAAC
Molecule: messenger RNA, 359 nt
Organism: Triticum aestivum (bread wheat)
Lineage: Eukaryota; Viridiplantae; Streptophyta; Magnoliopsida; Poales; Poaceae
Exons: 2
Coding region: 21-350 (109 amino acids)
Source: RefSeq, a predicted model, not a curated record